AUAUCGAGAAUCAAGAAGCGAGAAGUUAAUGUGAAUUCGCGAUUGAGUCUACGUUGUGUUCUGUGAUCGACUCGAACGGUGUAUUGCAUCAGAUAUUUUACAAAUAUGAACAUAGCGGAACUCGAAAACGAAAUUUUUAAGGAAGAUACUAAGGCCUUAUGGGUUUUUGCUUACGGGUCUUUAUGUUGGAGACCCGGAUUUGAUUUUAAUAAAGCAAUUACAGGAUUUAUAAAAGGAUAUGAGAGACGAUUUUGGCAAGGAAAUAUUAUACAUAGAGGAACAGAAGAAAGGCCAGGACGAGUAGCAACAUUAGUUGAAAAUAUGCAGGGCAGAGUCCACGGAAUUGCAUUCGAAAUUAGUGGAGAUGCAGCUAUACCAUACCUCUCACGACGGGAAUGCAAGCUAGGAGGUUAUAUAUCACAUUUCACUACUUUCUAUCCAGCAAAUGGAAAUCCUUUCAACGUUCUGCUAUACGUAGCGACGUCGAAUAAUCCUCAUUGGCUAGGUCACGCAGAGGCGAAAACUAUAGCACGACAAGUAAUAAAUAGUAAAGGGACAUGCGGAAGUAAUGUAGAAUAUGUUAUUAGGUUAGCUAAUUUUAUGAGAGAGCAUUUCUCAGAUGUACCAGAUUUUCAUUUAUUUGAAUUAGAAAAAGAAGUAUUGGAUUUAAUUGAAAAUGAAAGACUGUGUUUAAAAGCUCUAAUGGGUGAUGGAGAAGGAUGUAUUAGUUUUGUCAAAAAGAACGUCGAUCGAACAUCAACUAGGCAGCUACAAGAAGAUGAAGGAAGAUUGGAUAAUUUCCAAUUUUCAACAAGAAUUCAAGGAACGAAAUUGCGUUGCUUGAAUCUUUAACUAAUUAUAUUUGUAUUAAUUCUGUGAUUAUUUAUCUGUAUUGUUAAUUAUUUUUGCAAAUGAAGACACUUGAAAAAUAAUAUUAUAAACAUUAGCUUAAGAUAAAGUCCAAGUCAGAACAAACUUCCAAGUAGAAUUGUUUGAUUUUCUUAAGGUUUAUGAAAAUAACUGACUAAUUUACUAAAUUAAGAAUAGAAAACAACAAAUAGUUUUCGAUAAGUGCAACUGUAGUAAUCCAGUCAAAGUUCAUAGUGUUAGGUUUAAAAUUAGUUUAGUACAUAUUAUUAUUGAACAAAUAAAUACGGACUGAAGCAAAGACGUACCCCUAACAUUGAAAGUGAAUUAAAAAAAAUAUUAUUUUAGCAUCAAAAAGGUUCAAUUGAGAAAAAGAUUUAAGUUUGUUUAAAACAACGAAUCAUUUAAGUAAUGUCCAUAGCAGUUAGUUCUUUAUUUUUGCAUAACUCUGCGAAUCGUUUGUUGUAUAAAGCGGCCAACUACUUGACAAAUUGCAUGCUUCUUCAAAGCUUCUAAGGCAUUGGGUCGGUGUUUACACAGUUCAAUCCCGACGCAACCUCCAACAAAAUUAUUCGCACGGUGUAAAAUCGAUCAAACUCGUGUGCCAUAGAAUGUCAGUAUAUCAAGAAAUCAUGGACCAGGGAACAUUUUUCUCUUUAAAAACAACUAUCGAGUUCCUAGCAGUGCCACUAUCCUACUGUAACAACGCUAGAGAAAUUAUUGGAACACCAACACUAACAAAAUUUUUAUAUAUCUGUACUUAUUACCUAACCUUAAAAAGGGUUAGAAAAGGAAUAUUUUAUAAAAUAAAUCUACAAGAAAUACUUCAUACGAGUAGAACAAGACGACAUAUUACAUUACAAUAAUCGUACAUUGGUACUGAUACUUACAAAAAUAGUCUCGUGGGAUCUCAGAGAUGAGACUGUGAAAAAUUCUCUAAGUGUUGAAGUGAAGAAAACCAAUCCAGCUGGACAGUCAUACCAGAGGAAAAAGGUAGCAGGGGUGGGAAUGUGCGAGUUCAAACACGUUCGAGUAACACUUCAACCUGUUGUCUAGGGAUUCCCCAGAUGACGCUCGAUUACUGGAGUAUUAAUCCACGCUCCAACAAAUCGAAUACACACGUUUUUGAAAUGGUUAUAAGCGUUUUGAUUCGACUCUAAAAAUCGUAGCCGUUAAGAAAAUCAAAUAAGUCUACUCAUUGUUCAAUCGACUCUAUAGUUUAUGUUUUGAUGUAUAUAAUUUACCAAAUAAAGUUAUAAUAGUUCCUAUUUAUAUUAGAUAAUUGUUCAUAGUUAUGACUUUAUAUUUAUUUUUCAUAAACUCAAACCGAAUUUAAAACUUUGAAAUAUUUUUUACGAUUUGGAGACUGCAAUAACUUUGUAUAAGAUUGAAAUUUUCAGUAUUGUCAAAUAGGUUAAUUUAGUUACAUACACACAAGCGUCGGAUUAAGAAGUAGUGGGGCUUAGGGCUAAAAUCGACCCGGGGCCCACUUAAGGAAAUCAAAAUCAGAUCUAACUUUUUUGAAUAAAAUAUAUUAGUUUCAAAUUAAAUGUUUAUACGUAAAUAUAAAUUCAAAUCUUAUUUAAUAAACUGUAUAAAAUUUUUAUUUCAUAAACUCCUUCUCGAUUUAGUUAUGGCAAAAUUUUCAAUUAUCUCAUCAAAAUUCAUAUUCUGUAACAACUCAUUUUCAAUGCACGGCCUUGUUAAUGACGACAAUCGCUCAUCUACAUUGUAGAGCGAUGUACAUUUUUUAUUCUUUUUAAAACGGUAGGCUAUAAUUCGGAAAAGUUUCCAUCAUAUCUGAUGCAAGUUGUAGAUCAUUAGACUAUAUUUCUACUAGAGAUUUUACUCGCACUUCUAGCUCGCCAUUUACAUUUUGAAUGAAUGUAAUAUGUAAUUUAUUAUUAUUUAGAGUAUAAGAUUAUUAAUUAUAUAGAGUAAAAAAUUAGUGUGCGGAUUAAAUUACACUUAUUCAUUGAUUUCAUAAAAAACAGUUUUUCGCAAAAAUGCAAAUUUUGCUGUAGAUCUAAUAUUGCUUCUAAAAUAAAUGAUCAAAUUAGUAUUUUGCGGAGCCCCUACGGGCUCGGGGUCUGGGGCUUCAGCCACCGAUAGACCCUCCCUAAAUCCGACGCUGAUACGCACCCAUACAAAUAUAUUGCAUGAAUAUAAUUGGUUGUCUUAAAUUACAUCACGUGUUCUAUUAGUUACCUAUCAUAAUGUUCACAUUGCUCUUAAUUAUACAUUUUAAAUGCAAAAUUGCUCCUUUUCUAAUAACAAAAGUGUAAAAAUAUGUGACAAAAAAAUUGAACUGUCAUCUUGUUUCUUAAAAUGUUUAUAUUGAAAUUUCUGUGCCGCAUAGAAUAAGUUCCAAAUCAGUAUAAGAAAAGUUUAAUGUGAGAUGUGAAUGUGAAUAAUUUUACUCUAUAUAAAAUAUACUUUUUUACUUCUU
Diorhabda sublineata is the source of this 3316-nucleotide messenger RNA. Its product is annotated as glutathione-specific gamma-glutamylcyclotransferase 1. The record is from RefSeq and is a predicted model, not a curated record. NCBI's taxonomy places the organism in Eukaryota, Metazoa, Arthropoda, Insecta, Coleoptera, Chrysomelidae. Bases 106 to 852 code for a protein of 248 amino acids. Gene Ontology annotation, biological process: glutathione catabolic process. Gene Ontology annotation, molecular function: glutathione specific gamma-glutamylcyclotransferase activity; gamma-glutamylcyclotransferase activity. Gene Ontology annotation, cellular component: cytoplasm. The transcript is spliced from 3 exons.